Menidia menidia (Atlantic silverside) is the source of this 3708-nucleotide messenger RNA. NCBI's taxonomy places the organism in Eukaryota, Metazoa, Chordata, Actinopteri, Atheriniformes, Atherinopsidae. The record is from the annotation of a GenBank genome assembly.
UCAGAAUUCCCCCUUUGGCAAUACCUGCUGAUUGGGUCCUAAAAUCCAAGUAGCUUUGAACUUUUGAUAUUUGGCUCCCGAGUUCUGCCACGAGUAGUCGCGAAAGAUUGAGAUUCCCUUCGAUAGUCGGAAGACAGUAAUAUAUCUAUAUAUAUAUUUUUUGUUGUUGUUGUUGUCUUUGCUGUUCUGCAAAGAUCUGUGUGCGCAGAUGAGCGCGCAUGUUGGCAUUCUGCUGGAGAGGUUUUGCGAAACUUUAAGGAUGAUAUACCUUGGAUGUUUUCUGCUGCUCUGUGGGGUUACGCAUGUCAUGGCAAGCUAUCCCAUCUGGUGGUCACUAGCAGUGGGUCACCAGUACUCAUCUAUGGGUACUCAACCUAUCCUUUGUGGCAGCAUACCAGGUCUCGUGCCCAAGCAGCUGCGUUUCUGCCGGAACUACGUAGAGAUCAUGCCCAGUGUGGCCGAGGGAGUGAAGAUCGGCAUACAGGAGUGCCAGCACCAGUUCAGAGGCCGACGCUGGAACUGCACAACAGUCAACGAUAAUCUGGCUAUCUUUGGGCCGGUGCUCGACAAAGCCACUCGUGAGUCAGCUUUUGUGCACGCUAUUGCGUCGGCUGGAGUGGCCUUUGCUGUGACCCGUGCGUGCGCUGAGGGUUCAGCCACCAUCUGUGGAUGUGACACACGUCACAAGGGCCCCCCCGGUGAGGGUUGGAAGUGGGGUGGCUGCAGCGAGGAUGUGGAAUUUGGAAGCAUGGUGUCCCGGGAGUUUGCAGACGCAAGGGAGAAUCGCCCCGAUGCGCGCUCGGCGAUGAACCGCCACAACAACGAGGCUGGACGAAUGUCCCUCAACGACAACAUGUUUCUGAAAUGUAAGUGCCACGGGCUGUCGGGCAGCUGUGAAGUCAAGACGUGCUGGUGGUCACAGCCUGACUUCCGAGUUAUUGGAGACUACAUGAAGGAUAAGUAUGACAGCGCCUCUGAGAUGGUGGUGGAGAAACACAAGGAGUCUCGUGGUUGGGUGGAGACGCUGAGACCCAAAUACAACUACUUCAAACCCCCUACAGAGCGCGACCUCGUUUAUUACGAAAGCUCACCCAAUUUCUGUGACCCCAAUCCCGAGACAGGCUCCUUUGGCACCCGGGAUCGCAUCUGUAAUCUGACGUCCCACGGCAUAGACGGCUGCGAUCUGCUGUGCUGUGGCAGAGGCCACAACACCCGGACUGAGAAAAGAAAAGAGAAGUGUCACUGUAUUUUCCACUGGUGCUGCUACGUCAGCUGCCAAGAGUGUGUUAGAGUCUACGAUGUUCACACCUGCAAAUAGAGAUGUAGAGGUAACCUCUUCUCUCAGAAAAAGACUCCUAGAAGCGGAAGAACAUACACAGGAUUUUUUUUUAACCUAUGAGACCUGCCUAAAGCUGUCUGAGCACACAAACAAACAACUGCCUUGUGUUCUUGUUCUUUGAUGCUACAAACCUGCCUGAAUCAACUGAUUCAGAGAGUUGAACAGAUAUCUGAAAGCAUCAUACAUGAACUGUGAUGGUGGUGAUGACAGCAACUAUCUUGCUAUCUUAAGCAAUGAUGAAACCGAUUUUACUUGCUGUAGUAGGAAAUUGAAUACUGUUGGCUGAGAGGCAAACACCAUAUUGGUGAUUCCUUGUUUUUCCCUGUGUUCUAAGCGAUUUGUUUGGUUGAGAAUAAAGCAGCACUGCUGAUGCUUUCAAGUCUGUGGACCAAAAAUGAUGUCCAAACAUUAUAAGCUUGUUCCACUUAAACCCUUGCAAGCUAUUUAUAUGAUCCGUCACUCAACAGCAUGCAUUCACCUCUUUGAUAUUAUUAGUAUGUCUCUGCAUGUGUGAGAACUAACAUGAUUAUUGUGUGAGUGACUUUGUGUUUCAUAGUAUUACUGAUGUUUGGGUAAGAAUGCACUUGCACCUGAGUGAAUGUAGUUUUUUUUAUGUUUGCUGUGAUGUGUUUACAUAUUCUUACAUUCUUAAGCUAACAUUUUAAUAUCUGCUUUAUAAGACUAAUUUUAUCUGAGACUACACAUGAGCCACGCCUGCUGAACAUCAGCAAAUCAAGGAUUUAGACAGUGCAGUACACAUUUUCCCCAAGUACGCGAACACACCUAAAGCUUCUCGUAAAGAGCAGCUACACUCCGAACAGCAUCAAGAUUCGUGACCAAAGAUGAGAAAAAAAGCACCUGGUGGUCAAAAGCUGUAAGGUAGUCUGUGAGGUAUGCACUUGUGUCCUGCUCAGAAUAUGAAGCAUGUUCUCCUUGUUUUUAACAGUAUUAGCAAUGUGUCAUAUUCCUUGAUGAGGGGAAAACUGUUAAUUUAUGAAAGGGAUUUUCUUGGUAUGUUUUUCUUUGCUUUGGAACAUGUAACAUUUUAUCAACAUCUGAUCGAAUAGAAGUGUACUCCCUGGUAAGAUAAAACAGAAAUGGUAAACAAACUGCAUGCAUCAUAUAAACUCUGGAUAGUGCAGCGGCAUUGGUAGUUGCUGGAAAAUGAGGACCAAAAUCUGUGUACAUAAUGAUUAUUAGCUGAGGCUUUCGUUUUUUCCCCUCCUAAAUGUAACCAUAAGCAGCAUCACUGAAACUAUCAAUAUUUCCCUCAAUGAAAUGCUGCUAAUAUGUCUUUGUUUGUCUGUGUUGUAUGAAUAUGUUUGCAUGUAUUGAUUCUUUCUGUGAAAGAUAUCUGCAAAAUGUAGUUUGGUAAAAAUGUGAAGUUUGACUAAUUUACUCAUAACAUAAUUCCCAUUUAACCAAAUAGUCCAAAAUAAAGUUUUUUUGUUAGUUUGUUUGUGCAUUCAUUAUGUUUUGAUCUGUUCUUUUUUUUCAUUUGUUUCCUCUGAAUUUACAGUUUUGUUCAAAUAAGAACAACAAAGUGGUCUGGAAGGACAAAAUACAUCAUUGGAUGAAUUGUCAACUAUAAAUAGUAAAAGACAUGCAUUACAUGACAUUUAAUGUGUCUUAUAUGUCAGUCACAAUGUUUGUGAAUUUUCCGAUGUGUCUUUGUCAAAUAGUGUGAUUUAUUUUUAAUGUUCACAAACUUACUCAAAAUAGUAAACAGUUUUUUAGUUUUGUUAAUGAGUUUAGUUCAAAUUUAUGUUUCCGGAUUUUGUUGCGUCUUUUAGAUCCAUUUUCUGUAAUACUGUGUUUUGUUGUCCAGUUUUGUACAAUUUUGUGUUAUGUUUCUCAAGACCACUGUAGGGCAAAAUGAUCAAUUGUUCUCCCUUUAUAUGAGCGUGAGUGCAAAAUUAUAUUUAUUUAUUUUUAAAAAACUACUGAAAACUGAGACACAAAGUUUUUGAAAAGUGUGGUCCAGUGCAUCAUUUCUCUGUUGAGGGAUUUGUAAAAUGUCCUAUGUUUACAGCCAGUUUAACACUAUUAUGUGUCUCAGGUGUGUAGAUCUCUCGUUGCCCAUCUAUGAUUACAUUUUAUCAUGACUGAAAUUAAUAAUAAACAGCCAUAACAAGUUUCACAGUUUCCAGUCAUAUAUAUUAAACUGUGCAUCAGCCCUCAUCGAUUCAAGUUCUGUUAUGACGCCUUUAUUACUAUUUUUUUACUUUACAGGAGUGACUGCUUGAGUGGACAAUGUGGUUGUGUUCUAAUUUUCUAAAGUCUUUAAAAUCCAAAGUUUUGUACAAACUACUUCUUGCAUUUUUAUAUAUUUCUAAAAAGUUGAUGUUUUUUAUAAUUAUUUAUUUCAU